Molecule: messenger RNA, 1188 nt
Organism: Penicillium arizonense
Lineage: Eukaryota; Fungi; Ascomycota; Eurotiomycetes; Eurotiales; Aspergillaceae
Exons: 3
Coding region: 1-1188 (395 amino acids)
Source: RefSeq, a predicted model, not a curated record
AUGUCUCUAGGGUCACUGCCAAGAUGGCAAUCUGCCCUGUUCGGGGCUAUUCAGUUCGCCAACACUGCGUAUUUUGAGACGAAUAUACCGAUAGGUGUGGUCAUCACCACGCUAUUCGAAUACACAGAUGGGAGCGUGAUAUCAGCGCUCGCGGUGCUAGAGACCCCAACCCUUAUAAACACCGAACCCUACCAAAAGAUCGAGUUUCCCGAAACUGGGAAACUUGAAAACGGCCCUGCAGGCCGAAACGAUACCGUACCAAGAGAAGGACCGGAAGAUACCAGACAGUUUCUCUGGAACCUGAGACAGAAGUUCAUCCGAAAUGCAGUGCCUUUUCUCGGUGGUAGUCUCCUUUCCCUCGCCGCUAUCUACUUCCUAUCCCUCUAUGGCUUCAUCGACAUGGACAUCAAUGAUAUCACAUACAACAUGCCUGGUCCUGUGUUGUAUUGGACCAUAGCAGGCAUAGCUCUAAUUUUCUCUGCCUCACCUGACUCUAAUGCAGUCACCAAUGAUCGAAGCCUUGCUCGUCGGCGAUUACAGAGCCAGAAAGGAUUUCUGUCUCUCUAUCCUGGACUCGAUGUUUUCUUGAGUGAUUCUGACUGGGCAGAAUUCUUACGCCGCUACCGGUGGUAUAUCGCUGAAUCUCUGAAGGAACACAAUGGUAUAGAUCUUCUUGAUACUUUAGAGAUCACUGUCUUUGAGAAUCAAGAAGUAUUCGAAGGUGUAAGCACAGCCACUAUCCGGGAGCAUUUCCAGCAAUGGGCAACGACUGCCAUUCAGGAAGAGCAAGGCGUCUCUCCCGAUAUGCUCCAGUAUUCCAACUUCGCAGCCGCGCGUUAUCGAUUUUGUCUUUCCGUUGAUGAAGAGUCGCUGCAAAGCGUUCUUGAAGCUCCUUUCGACUACUACAGUGACAAAGGUGCAAUUGUGAAUAUGCUGAGUGGGUGGUGGAAAGAAGAGCCUGAAGAAUACGACCCCGAAGACUACGACUCAGAAGAUUUAGAAGAUGGGAAAUUGAAGGACUCGUUGAUCGAGCGUUGGGAUCCUAUUGAAGGAUGUACUCUGGAGAAUGUUGGGUGGAUGAAGGUCUCUUUCCGUGAUGUCGGGGUGCGCGCAUUCGCUAAGUUGGCCGAGCAUAACGAGUGGGAUAGUUUAUACGUGCGUCCUUUUGAGAUUUGCCAUUACCUGUAG